CGCGCCGUCGCCGCGCGUGACGUAGGAGCCGCUGAGCUGUACGGCGGCUAUGGAGGGCCCUAUGACAGCGCUGAGUGUCCUGCUGGCUGUCACUGUGCGCUGGGCUGUGUCCCUGUACCCGUACUCAGGGGCCAGGACGGCGCCUAUGUUUGGAGACUACGAAGCCCAAAGACAUUGGCAGGAGGUGACUCUCAAUCUCCCGGUAAAGCAAUGGUACUUCAAUUCCACGGACAAUGACCUUCUCUACUGGGGUCUCGACUACCCCCCUCUCACAGCCUAUCACAGUCUUCUCUGCGGUUACAUAGCUCACAUGAUCAAUCCGGACUGGGUGGCGCUGAACUCUUCGCGAGGAUACGAGGGCCUUCACCACAAGCUGUUCAUGCGAGCAACGGUUUUGGUUGCAGAUCUGAUCAUUUACAUCCCCGCAGUUAUCUUGUACUGCUCUCACCUGCAAGAACCAUCCUCAAAAAGAAAGGUGCUGUUUCUGUUCUGCUUUUUGCUUUAUCCUGGCCUCAUCCUCAUAGACUAUGGACAUUUUCAAUACAACUCCGUCAGCCUCGGUUUGGCCCUCUGGGGGAUCAUCGCGCUCUUGCGUGGCUGUGAGGCAUUGGGGUCGCUGGCGUUUUGCCUCGCCCUUAACUAUAAACAAAUGGAGCUUUACCACGCGCUGCCGUUCUUCUGCUUCCUCCUGGGGAAAUGUAUCAAGCAAGGAAUCACAGGCUGGGGGCUCCUUCUGCUGCUGAAGAUCGGGGUGACGGUAAUUGCCGCCUUCAGCCUCUGUUGGAUCCCUUUCUUGACAGACAUUGAACAAAUCCUCCAAGUCCUCAGAAGACUUUUCCCCGUGGGCCGUGGACUCUUUGAGGAUAAAGUUGCCAAUGUUUGGUGCAGCCUCAGCGUCCUGUACAAGAUCAAGGGCGUUCUCUCUCCGCAGGCUCAACUACAUCUCAGUUUUGCGUGUACCGUGCUGGGCGUGCUCCCGUCCUGUGUCAAGCUUACUGCUCACCCGACUAUCAGCGGGUUUAAACUCACGUUGGUGAACUGCGCUUUAUCAUUUUUCUUGUUCUCCUUUCAAGUCCAUGAGAAAUCCAUCCUCCUGGUGUCAUUGCCGGCCUGUCUACUCCUCAGUGAGCUUCCUCUGAUGACCACCUGGUAUCUGCUGACAUCGACUUUCAGCAUGCUGCCGCUCCUGCAGAAAGAUGGGUUGGUGAUGGCGUACGUGGUCACUACUCUGAUCUUCGUCCUGGUGAGCGCCGCCGCCUUGUCGUUUCACCAGAAGACAUCUGAAGAUUCCCUGAAGAUGAAGCCAUUUUGCGCGUCUAUACGAAGAUACAUUCCUUGGUUUAGACUUCACGAAACACUGGUAAAGAUGCUGUUCUUCUCGUCCGUGCUGACGAUGGCAGCGUUGACCGCCGCGAGCUGUGCCCUGGCUCCGCCCCCUGCACUCCCCGACCUCUUUCCUGUCCUGAUAUCUGCCGUUUCCUGCAUUCACUUCCUGAUGUUCUUAUUCUACUUCAAUACCAUUUACCUGUGGGAUAACGUGGAGAGGAGAAGCAAGAAAAAAAUGUCGUAAUUUUUUAUUCUUUUUCCACUUUGUCAUAAAAAGAAUUGGGUGUCUAUCACACCCACGGACCAAAAAAUCUUAUUUUUUUUACUUUUUUUUAUUUUUUUAUACGGUUUGAUAAUUUGUCACCA
Messenger RNA from Bufo bufo (common toad), 1692 nucleotides. It is a transcript of the gene ALG6, whose product is annotated as ALG6 alpha-1,3-glucosyltransferase. Gene Ontology annotation, molecular function: dolichyl pyrophosphate Man9GlcNAc2 alpha-1,3-glucosyltransferase activity. Gene Ontology annotation, cellular component: endoplasmic reticulum membrane. Lineage: Eukaryota; Metazoa; Chordata; Amphibia; Anura; Bufonidae. Gene Ontology annotation, biological process: protein N-linked glycosylation. The record is from RefSeq and is a predicted model, not a curated record. Bases 50 to 1570 code for a protein of 506 amino acids. The transcript has 14 exons.